This is a messenger RNA of Castor canadensis (American beaver), 993 nucleotides long. NCBI's taxonomy places the organism in Eukaryota, Metazoa, Chordata, Mammalia, Rodentia, Castoridae. The record is from RefSeq and is a predicted model, not a curated record.
GAAUGGCGGCAGGACUGCUGACGGCCUGCUCACAGAACCCAGUGACCUUCCAGGAAGUGGCAGUGGACUUUUCCCAGGAGGAGUGGGCACUGCUGGAUGCUGCUCAGAAAAGUCUGUACAGAGAUGUGAUGCUGGAGAACUUUAGGAACCUGGCCUCAGUGGGGCAUCAGCUCUGCAAACACAAUCUGAUCUUCAAGGUAGAGCAGGAAGAGCUGAGGACAGAGGAGAGAGGAAUUCCCCAAGGUGUCUCUACAGACUGGGAAACUCAAUUUAAAUCAAAAGAUGCAGUUCCUAUGCAGAAUGCUCCUGGGGCAAAAACAUCAAAUGGCAUAAAAAUGGAAAGCUGGCCAUUUGCCCUUCAAAAACAUGUCAGAACUCACAUCGGACAGAAACUCUGUGAGUGCAGUGAUUGUGGAAAAGCCUUCAUUUUCCAGUCUUCACUUAAGAAACACAUGAGAUCCCACACUGGAGAGAAACCCUAUGUAUGUAAUCACUGUGGAAAAUCCUUCAGCCAGAGUCUCAUCUUAAUGUGCACAAAAAACACACACUGGAGAGAAGCCUAUGACUGUAAGGAAUGUGGAAAAGCCUUCACUGUUCCUUCGUCCCUUCAGAAACAUGUGAGAACCCACACUGGAGAGAAACCCUACGAGUGCAGUGACUGUGGCAAAGCCUUCAUUGAUCAGUCGUACCUUAAGAAACACACACGCUCUCACACUGGAGAGAAGCCUUAUGAGUGUCAUCAGUGCGGAAAGUCAUUCAGCACAGGCUCUUACCUUAUUGUACACAAAAGAACGCACACAGGAGAGAAAACCUAUGAGUGCAAAGAGUGCGGGAAGGCCUUUAGUAAUUCCUCUUGCCUGAGGGUACAUGUGAGAACCCACACUGGAGAGAAGCCCUAUAAAUGCCUUCAGUGUGGAAAAGCCUUUAGCACAAGCAGUAAUCUUGUCAUGCACAAGCGAAUCCAUACUGGGCAUAAAGUCUGAAUGAGAGCAC